AUGCAAGAAUGCCUUAAAGUAAGGUUACUGGCGCUGAAUCCGCACUUGUGGCUUUCUUGUAUGACUCUCUGCGACUUUGUGAGUGACAACCGCAGCUCGGAUUUAGCUUGCUUUGUGUGCAUCUCGCUGAGGGAAUACCGGGAGUACCCCAGUUUGCCACUUGCAGCCAUGGUGUUCGCGCAGGUCGCCGCUUGGUUGCUUACGUUUUCAAGCAUUUGCAGCCACGCCAUGAAGAUCCUGCAGGACCAGCAGGCAGCCAGUACAGAUGCCAUUGCAAAGUGCUACAGCGGUCCGGAGCAGAAGGUGUGGGAACUGGUCAUGGGCAAGCAGAUUGACAUCGGCGGCGCAUCUUCCACUUUGGAGCUGGCAAAGAGAGCUCAUGUGGGGCCAGGGAUGAAGGGAGUUGAGUUGAAUUGCAACAACGGCGGAGGCAUGCGUUGCCUGGUUCGCCUUGCAGGAGUGGACUCGAUGAUUGGCGUGGACCUCACGAAGUCUGUGGUGGAGACGGGCAGACAGAGGACAGAGGAGGAGGGGCUCGGUGACAAGAUCAAGUUCAUCAACAAGAACUCCUUGGAGAACGGCCUCCCUGACGCCUCCGCUGAUUUUGUAUACAGCAAGGAUGCUUGGUGCUACAUGCCUGACAAGCAGCUGAUCAUUGACCAGGCUGCUCGCAUCGUCAAGCCCGGCGGAAAAGUCAUGUUUACUGACUGGAUCGAGGGUGAAGGCCUGUCUGACGCAGAGGCCCAGAAAUACCUGAGCCUGAUGACAUUCCCUGCCAUCCCAACAGUGGAGGAGUAUGCUCAAAUGCUGAGGAAGGCAGGUUUUGAGGUUGAGAUUGCAGAGAACAGCGGUCGCUUCUCACCUGCCAUGGACAGCUACUUGCACAUGUUGAAGUUGCAGGCCGUCUAUGAUGCCAAGAAGUUGUUGAACUGGGAUGAAGAAGCUUACAACAAGUUGAUCUCUGACUUUGAGUUCAUGGCACAGCUUGCCAAGGAAGGCAAAAUCAUUCAGGGAAUGUUUGUGGGCCGCAAGAGAGCAGCAAGCGAUGUGCAUGAUGAGAUCUGA
Messenger RNA from Symbiodinium natans, 1065 nucleotides. The record is from the annotation of a GenBank genome assembly. Lineage: Eukaryota; Dinophyceae; Suessiales; Symbiodiniaceae.